CGUCGUCUAGCAAUCAGUCAGUACAGGUUUGCCUUGCGUCUCGAAAGGUAUGCGUUUUCGUUCGGUGUGAGCUUUCGAAUGAGUGCAGUACGCGAAGGUUGGGUCUCUCUUUUUGUUUUAUCAUUACCAGCUUAGGUUUUGAACUUUACAGCAGUGAAGUGGUUUAAGUUGGAUCGUGUUGGGAAAAUGUGUGAUUUACACUGGUAGAACAUGAUUACCUUCGAUUAUUACCAGCGGAUCCAGUAAACGUACGAAAUGCGUCUCUCAGCAAGGAUUAAAUGUUUCAGAUAUUUGGUGUACGCGUAUAUUGUUUUGAUUUCGAUUUGUGGUGGCGCCCAACUGGUUAUUGGCACGUUUCUACUAUGGACUCAUCGGCAGUACUCCACGAUAGUCAACGACCAGUUUUGGGAACCGUUUGUGGUCAUCAUUGCGCUGGGAAUGGUUUCACAGUUGAUCUGCUAUCUCGGAUGGACUUCAACGAGCAAAAAGCAUCGAUGUUAUUUAGGAACGUUUUGUGCAUUCCUAGUGCUACUAAUUGUGAUCCAGUUUCUAGUUAGUGGUUGGGCGGUAGCAACCAAAACUCAGCUCAUCGUACCCGCCGAACUGGCCAUCGAGAGAAGUUUUGAGAACUUCAUCGCACUGAAGGGUUCCACCACUGAUCAAACGCACAUCUGGAAUCGAUUACAGCGGGAUUUUCAAUGCUGUGGCAUCAACAGUGUAUUCGACUACAAAAAACUGCCAGAGGUGGGCGUCCCUUGGUCCUGUCACGACUCUAGUAACAACAAGGUACACAGCACCGGCUGUAUGCACAUGCUAGUUAAAACCAUCGAGUUCAACAUGAUCAGAGUGGCAAUCGUGGCCAUAGUCGCUGCAUUGAUACAGAGUCUUGGCAUUUUCUGUGUUAUUCAGCUGGUAAUGCUACUCAAGCGGCCGAAACUGACGCUUCCCAACGGGGAUAAUCAUUCGCUCCGAGUGAAAAGAACCCAGGAGCUAAUGCCACUGUCAACUACCACCACCACCAGUUCCCAUACGAUGAUGACACCAACGAUUCCCACGUUGUCGAUGUCGGCACACAGCAGUACAAAGCCUCCGAUUGCACAGAAACCGAUCGUGCCUAAGAUAGAACAUCCCAUUAUCAAAUAACAUCCGUAGUGUGUGGGGAUCCAGCUGCAUUUUUAUUUCCAUUCAAUUAUUUGGUUUUCAUCGAUUUUCGAUCAAACAACAGCAAACACAGCCAUUUCGUCCAUAUGUUCGUUAUUAUAACUCCUAGCUUUUAAUGAUAUACGAGUACUUAUCAUUGCGUUUGACAUAAGUUUAGGUCGUAAGGUCCAUCGAUUGCGUUGUUAUCUCGUUUUACUUUAUCUGACAACUGCAUACUGUAAAUGUAUCGAUUUUAGGUUCACGAGUAGGUUUGUACCGCACUCGAGCGGAAUCGGAUUAACAUACACAUUUAUGAUAACUUAGGAAGCAGGAAAAAUUUCGAAUAUUAAAGAAGAUUAUAAAGGAACUAAA
Messenger RNA from Malaya genurostris, 1512 nucleotides. RefSeq names its product CD63 antigen (gene TM4SF). Gene Ontology annotation, cellular component: membrane. Lineage: Eukaryota; Metazoa; Arthropoda; Insecta; Diptera; Culicidae. The transcript is spliced from 5 exons. The record is from RefSeq and is a predicted model, not a curated record. Gene Ontology annotation, biological process: protein maturation; protein localization to plasma membrane. Bases 256 to 1143 code for a protein of 295 amino acids.